Messenger RNA from Theobroma cacao (cacao), 1421 nucleotides. NCBI's taxonomy places the organism in Eukaryota, Viridiplantae, Streptophyta, Magnoliopsida, Malvales, Malvaceae. The record is from RefSeq and is a predicted model, not a curated record.
AGUCUUGAACACAAUAAUUCAAAGUUACUGUGUAAGAGUUGAUUUGAAAAUUUGGUAGCCAGCUUGCUCCUAAUAAUUGGGAGAUGUUGCUGGUGAAGAUGUAUUUGGAUGGUUGAACUGGGAUUUUUAGUCUGAAACUCAUUUUAUCUUCUUAAUGCACCUUGGUUACUGUCUAUGGUGGGUUUCAAAAAUUAAGGUUACAACUUCCAACAGUAGUGUGUGCUUUAAGAAAUGUGUCAAUGAAAUAAAUGGCAAAUGAUCUGGGCAUAGCAUUUUACAUCGCCAUAUGCUGCAUUGCCUUUAUUAUAUCGAAGAUCAUUCUUUGGAUUCUCCUUUAUAAGCGAUGGAAAAGAAAGACGAUGAUUUAUGAGGAAGGUUUCUCAGGAGGGAAGAUGGUGAUGUUUAGGUCUCCAGUGUUGCAGUCUGUCUCAUCUGAUGUGUUGUUAAAGAAGACAUUGAAGUUAAGCAACAAAGACAUCAUUGGUGCUGGAGGGUAUGGUACAGUUUACAAAUUAAUGGUAAAUGAUACCAUGGCCUUUGCUGUGAAAAGGCUAAAUAGAGGAACUGAAGAUAGAGAUAAAGGAUUUGAGAGAGAAUUGGAGGCAAUGGGGGAUAUCAAGCACCGCAACAUUGUAACUCUUUACGGAUACUACAGCGCCCCUCACUACAAUCUUCUGAUAUAUGAGCUAAUGCCUAAUGGAAGUUUGGAUGCUUUUCUGCGUGGGAGAUCAAUGGACAGUAAGGUUUUGAAUUGGCCAACAAGAUAUAAAAUAGCAUUAGGUGCUGCAAGAGGAAUAGCAUACCUUCACCAUGAUUGUAUCCCCCAUAUAAUCCACAGAGAUAUCAAGUCAAGCAAUAUAUUACUGGAUCAGAACAUGGACGCUCGAGUCUCAGAUUUCGGACUUGCCACAUUGAUGGAGCCAGACAAGACUCAUGUUUCAACAUUUGUGGCUGGAACCUUUGGAUAUUUAGCCCCAGAAUAUUUUGAUACAGGAAGAGCAACAGCAAAGGGCGAUGUUUACAGCUUUGGAGUUGUUUUACUAGAGCUUUUAACAGGAAAAAGGCCAACAGAUGAAGCGUUUCUGGAGGAGGGAACAAAACUUGUUACAUGGGUAAAGGGAGUUGUUGAAGAAAGGAGGGAAGAAUAUGUGCUUGACAGUAGCUUAGGUUCUUGUCCUGUGGAUGAGAUUAACAAUACUUUCAAUGUAGCAUUAAUGUGCCUUGAAACAGAUCCCUCCAUGAGGCCUACAAUGGCUGAGGUUGUUAAGAUGCUGGAGCAGAUAAAGUCGGAGAAAGCUGUUAAUGAUUGUUAACCUCACAUUCUGUAGCCAUCCAAAAACUCUUGUACAUACAACAUUUUUAUCCUCUUUUCGCUCUUUUGGUUGAAUAAUAGUAAACAACUUCUUGUUGUUCUUAAGUUU